AUGGGCGACGAACGUUGCUCCAUCCUGGACGACGGCGUCAUGUCGCUAACGGAGUCGGACCGCAACAGAAGCAAGCAGAGCCUGAACAGUCUCCGAGAGCGUCCAGGACUUUACACUACAGCUGAACCAUUUCCUAAUCCAUCCUGUUACUGCGAAAAAUACGACCCGAAGCAACUGGGAAAAGAAAACAAACAUAGUAAGAUUUUGCAGACAGCAGAAUUGAUAUCCAUGCUAUCGCCCGCAUGCCUGCCUUGUCACUUUGCAGAUUGGUGCACCUGCGCUGCCACAAAUGCCAUGCAGCUGCAGCUUUGGCCCGGCUAG
This is a messenger RNA of Akanthomyces muscarius, 321 nucleotides long. RefSeq lists its product as uncharacterized. The transcript has 2 exons. Lineage: Eukaryota; Fungi; Ascomycota; Sordariomycetes; Hypocreales; Cordycipitaceae. The record is from RefSeq and is a predicted model, not a curated record. Bases 1 to 321 code for a protein of 106 amino acids.